AUGUCCGAGGAGAUGGCGGUAUCUUCAGACCCGAGGACGAGUUUAUCCAGCAACACGAACAAGGUGCCAGAGUCUGAUCAGAAGACAUCAUUUGUCGACGCCGCUGCAUUGCCCACCGGAACAGCUGCGAGCGAGCUGGCUUUUGUCGCACCUCCGACAAGAGGCGGUGCAGCAGAAGUUGCAACCGAAACAUCAUCUUCUGCAGACGACCCAACAGGAUUUGCAGAGACGUCUGGGAAGCAAGAAGAACACACGGCGUCCUUCGGCCAAGACGGUCUAUUUACUGUCGUGCCGUCAGCCGCUCCUGAAUCCCCGUCCCUGGGCACCAACUCUCCGCCGGAUCGCCUGCUCAGGGUCACCGUGACCUCGACAUUCACCGUAACAUCCUGCGAGCCAACCGUCACAAACUGUCCGCUGGGCAAGCUCCUGACCUCGACCGUGGUGUUGGACGCGACAGCACAUUCGGGCGGCGGAAGUGGCGGCGAUCCUACCGCGGCCGGAACGACGGCCACGACGUACACGUUGCCUCUUCCUUGCGGCAAAGGAGAGACAGGUUGCACCACCCCAACGACGGUGCCCGAACAAGCCGUGGCCACGACACGCCUGACCACGCAGUCAGAAGCAGUUGCCGCCGGCUCCUGCACGGACUGCGCGACGAGGGAACCGACGCCAUUGCCGCCUUCGUCGCGUCCGUCCAGUCUCACCGCGCCAACUCCAGCCCAGUCGCGGCCAGACGCCGCAAACCAAACGCUUCCAGGACAGACAUGCUCCGACUGCAGCCAGACCCUCGUACCGCCUGCUCGGCCGGCAACUUCCACGGCCGGCUCGGAAGACGCGCCAGAAACCCCUCCGAGCAGCGUGGCCGUCUCGCCCAGCGAGGCUUGCACAAGUUGCGGUGACCCAACUUCAAGCCUCGUCACAGGACAAGGUGCCCGGCAGUCUCGAUCUUCAGCUCAACUGUCGGCUGCAGCUGUUGGGCUGGCAUUGUUCAUUGCCUUUGCUGGAUUGUAG
Molecule: messenger RNA, 1011 nt
Organism: Metarhizium album ARSEF 1941
Lineage: Eukaryota; Fungi; Ascomycota; Sordariomycetes; Hypocreales; Clavicipitaceae
Exons: 1
Coding region: 1-1011 (336 amino acids)
Source: RefSeq, a predicted model, not a curated record